Messenger RNA from Panicum virgatum (switchgrass), 1847 nucleotides. Its product is annotated as NAC domain-containing protein 7-like. Lineage: Eukaryota; Viridiplantae; Streptophyta; Magnoliopsida; Poales; Poaceae. Gene Ontology annotation, biological process: regulation of DNA-templated transcription. Gene Ontology annotation, molecular function: DNA binding. The coding region runs from base 421 to 1488 and encodes 355 amino acids. The record is from RefSeq and is a predicted model, not a curated record. The transcript has 5 exons.
GUCCGCCCGCGUUGCUCCUGGAUUGCGCCCAGCCUUGGCCCGCAAUCCAUCCGCGCUUUCCGGCGCCACCCACCACCGGGCCGGCCGGCCACCGCGCGCCAUAUAUACCCGCGCCGCGGCCUUAUCCCGCCUCUCGAUCUAUCCAUCAUCGGCUGACGAAAGCGAGGGAGCGGGCGGGGCUUCCGGGCAAGUUGUUCGUUGUUUCUUCGUCGUCUCCGUGGGCGCAAGGGCUCGCGGAUCCCCGAGAAGACGGCGAGGAAAGGGAACGGCAAGCUUUGGCCGCCCGGUGCUCCAGUACACUUGCAGUCGGCGUGAUACACGGAUCGGAGAUUAAUAAGGCCUAGCUCAAAAACAAGCUACCACAGUGAGAUUUGGUCGACAUCUAGCAGAAUAAUAACUUGGAUCAGAAAAAAAAAGGAGAUGGACGCUUUCACUCAUGUUCCUCCAGGCUUUCGUUUCCACCCUACCGAUGAGGAACUCGUUGAUUACUACCUUAGGAAAAAGGUAGCACUGAAGAAGAUAGACCUGGAUGUCAUAAAAGAUGUGGAUCUGUACAAAAUUGAACCUUGGGAUCUACAAGAAAAAUGCAAGAUUGGAAACGAAGAGCAGAACGAGUGGUACUUCUUCAGUCACAAGGACAAGAAAUACCCUACGGGCACUCGCACCAACAGAGCAACGACGGCCGGUUUCUGGAAGGCCACCGGAAGGGACAAGCCGAUCUAUGUGAAGAACUGCCUCGUAGGGAUGAGGAAGACACUGGUUUUCUACAAGGGCCGGGCGCCGAAUGGACAGAAAUCAGACUGGAUCAUGCACGAGUAUCGCCUGGAGACCAACGAAAACGGAUUUCCACAUGAGGAAGGAUGGGUGGUCUGCAGGGUGUUCAGGAAGCGACUCGCCACCGUCCAAAGAAUGGCAGGGGACUCACCUUACUGGUUCAGCGACCACGCCGGGUUCAUGGCGCCGGAGCUGCUGGGCUCGCCGAGGCAGGCGGCGGCGCAUCACCAGCAGAGCGCUGCUGCGAUGUACCACAGGCCCCAGAGCAGCAGCAGCAGCUACCACACUUGCAAGGUGGAGCUGGAGUACCACCACCUCCUCCCCCAGGAGCACUUCCUGCAGCAGCUCCCCCAGCUGGAGAGCCCCACCAACAAGCUCCCCGACCUCAUCGGCCAAGUAGCCGCCACACUCCAACCAUGCAGCCUCACACAGGAGCACGGCGCCCCUCGCUACACCGUGCCGGAGCUUCAUGGUGCCGAGCCCGUCUACCUGCCAGCUGGGGACGCAUCGGGCACGGAUUGGAGGGCUCUCGACAGGUUCGUGGCGUCUCAGUUCGUCAGCCACGGUGACACUGACACCACCCCCAAGGGAUCCAGUUACUCCGAUCCGGCGGUGCAGGUGUUUCAUCAGCAGGCCGAGGAGAAGGAAGAAGAGGCCCUGGAGUACGUGUCAACGUCGGCCUCCUGCGGAGGGGAUAACGACUUGUGGAAAUAGCAGGGUAAAUGGUAUUCACACACUACUAAAUCGCUUAAUUGUGCAUUGCAUUGUAGUACAAGCUAAGCCCCAAUAAUUAACAUUGUGGUGUGAUUGAUGUAACCUAGUGUAUAAGUAGUCAACCGAUUCAAUGUGUCAUGGCAAAAAAGGUUGUACAUAAUAAAGUGUAACCGGUGAGGCUACACUUCCACGUGUAUGUUGGCAUAAGGUCUGAUGUUGAUACGGCUUUAGCAACUGACCUGGCAAUUCGUGAAGAUUUAUAGUCGAGGUGUCAAAGACAACGCCUAUUUGUAUGUUGAUGCAUGUAUACAGGUGUAGCUAUAUUUGUCAUUCUUUAUUUACUCUAUCCCCAUCUAGUG